AGUAAUCUACGUCCUUUAUGCGCAGCUCCUCAAGGUUUUUGAAUUUUCUGAAUUCUGUAAGGAGAUUAAAACAACAUAGGAUCAUGUAUGAAUAUACUGGGGUAUCUGAACCGUCAGUCUAUGUGAGGCAAUGCAUGUUGUGCUGCCUUAGGGUAGUUUAGUACAUGUGUACAUGAACAUAAAUAAGUGGUUACAUUAGUGAGGCUUGUCUCAGUUCAGUGAAUCUAUCAGUAUGUUGUCAUGGAGCAGCAUACCAGCCAAUCUGCCUCUGUGAAUGGCGUUGUGUCUGCCAGUCCGAUCAGAAAGUCUGCAAACCAGGCCUGAUCCAUGACUGAGUACUACGAGGAGGGGGGGCUGCUGUACGAGCAGUCUUCCCCAAUGCACAUCAAAGUCGAGUCUCCAGAGGGACCCUUCGGAGGGGGUGUCUCAGAGGACGGCUUCCCCAAGGAGGAUGAUGAUUCUGAGGGUAGCUGUGAUCACACAGGAGGGCUCCCUGGAGGUCUCCCCUUCAACGUAGUGGUGGUGCAUCCCAACAUCAUGGCACCUGGAGUUUCAUCAAAUGAUCUCGUACCCAUUGAACAAAAUAGAGGUGUGUCUUCAGCACUUGCUGCUGGUGGUGCAGGGAAACGCAAGAGCCGUUUCAGUGGAGCUGAACUUGAGGUGCUGGUGUCGGAGGUCACCCGGUGCGAGGGUGAACUCUUUGGGCCAGCCGGAAGGCUCCGGCGGCGGGAGAGGGAGCGCAUCUGGGCCGGGAUCCUGGAGCGGGUCAACGCCGUUUCCAGGGUUCCACGCACUCUUCGUGAGGUCAAGAAACGCUGGGACGAUUUGAAAAGACGCAAUGGGGGAAGGCUUGCGGAUGCCAGGCAUCGUAGCUGUUACCUGCCAUCCAGUCGUGGUGCUGCUAUGCUUGGGAGGCCAUCCCAGCUGAGCCCACGGCUUCAGCAAGCCCGGCAGAAGCAAAGUUUUCGGGGGAAAGCCAGUUUCUCCUGCUUUUCUGAUGCUGAUGGUGUUGCUGGAGCGGAUGGUUCUGAGAGAGAUGGUUUUGACAAAGAGGAUGAGGCUGGUGAGCGAGAAGAAGUUGAAGGAGAAGGAGAAUGUGAUGGCGCUGAGAGCAGCAUGGAAGAUAAAUUGGGACUAGGCCUUGGGUUGGGUAUAGGACCACCUCCAACAUCAGAGCACUGGUUACCACCCUCUCCCCUUUACAGUGCUCCUUUCCUUAAUGGGACUCCUCAGCCAAGCCCAGAACCUUCUCUGGGUCCCCACCAGGGGCCAUUGGAGGCCCCUCCUCCACGUAGCUCAUGGUUAGAGGAUGAACUUAGGGGGUUGGGAGAAGCUGCAGUACAGCUAGGGGACCGUGUGGAGCAGAGUUUGAGGGAGUUUGGUGAGGGCUUCAGGCGGGACAUGCGGACACUGGUGGCCUCACAAGAGGCCCUUACAAUCAGCUUGCAGCAGAAUAACAUGCUUCUGCAAAGGCUGCUGGGACUUCUUGAGAUGCAGCAGCAACAACAACAACAACAACAGCAGCAGCAGCAGCAGCUUCCACAGCAACAGCAACCACAGCCACAACAGUCACCACAGCAACAGUUACCACAGCAACAGCAACAACCAGAACAGCAGCUGCCUCAACAACCGGAUCAACCACUCACAUCAGUCCCUUCCAUACCACCGCCACCAGACAUUCUGGAUGGUACCACUCAACACAGUCCCCCUACAGAAAUAAAUGAAACAGCUCAGCGACCUAGGCACGGAAGGACUGUUGACCAUCGACGAAGGCGAAGACGCUGAUCACGGAUCAGUAGACAAUAAUGACUUUGAUUCAGGUCACUUUAUUUAUUUCACUCUGUGUUCUACCAUUGGAUUUCAAACUGAUUGAUACUGUUAAGACUGUGCUUGCAGUCACAUCAUAUCUCUUGCCUGUUGCACUAUAAAUAUGUAUAACUGAUAAAGCUAUAAGAAUUAUAUUUAUCUACAUAAAUUCAUAAUUGACCCUCUGAAAAGUAAUGAUAAUUUUACAGGUUCUCUGUAUGCCCUGAACCAUGUCUGUCCAAAGUCAGCUGUUAAGCAAAUUAACCUAUAUAGCAUUUCAUGAUUCUCUUUAUGUGCAGACAUUUAUUGGCACUCUUAAAAGCAUUGCUCUUCAUUUAGGAAUAUCAAUAGAAACUGGUCUCAUGAUUGUUAGAGCUGUUAACAUUUGGUCAUAGUGUAAUCAUUAAAUUAGAUUACAGGUUCACAGGUUAUUCUGUUAACCAAUGCAUUUUAUUGUGCGAUGGUUUAUACACACAAUACAAUAUGGAGAGCACACAUUGGCCUGAGUGGACAGUAAGUGCAAAUGUGUUGUAUCAAAUGGAUGAAUCCACAUGCUUAGGAAAUUUUCCCAGAAUGAAAACAUGUUGCCUAUUUUUGGCAGUUAUAUACAUUGCUUAUUCUGAAAAGCACUUUCUUCAAAUUGCAGAUUGUUCUCUUCAUCUGAUCUGUCUACCAAAAGAGCACUUGCUGGUUAUAAUGUAUGCGCUAUUACCUUGCAUGCAGUUUCUGGUUCUAAGACAAAGGAUAGCAAGGCAUAUAAAGGUUUAAAAGGAUAAAGUCUUUCAGGAGAGUUUUUAAUUUGUACAUAAAGAAAAUAAAA
Chanos chanos (milkfish) is the source of this 2626-nucleotide messenger RNA. Its product is annotated as ataxin-2 homolog. Gene Ontology annotation, cellular component: nucleus. The coding region runs from base 328 to 1785 and encodes 485 amino acids. The record is from RefSeq and is a predicted model, not a curated record. The transcript is spliced from 3 exons. Lineage: Eukaryota; Metazoa; Chordata; Actinopteri; Gonorynchiformes; Chanidae.